Molecule: messenger RNA, 1082 nt
Organism: Malania oleifera
Lineage: Eukaryota; Viridiplantae; Streptophyta; Magnoliopsida; Santalales; Ximeniaceae
Product: pectinesterase inhibitor 4-like
Exons: 1
Coding region: 135-722 (195 amino acids)
Molecular function (GO): enzyme inhibitor activity
Source: RefSeq, a predicted model, not a curated record
GCCUUGAGCAAUCAAAAAUUGACAUCGACUCCAUUCCAUCUUCAAGCAUUCCCCCAAAGCAAGCCCCCCUUCUUAAUUAGUAUUCACGGGACAACACAUUUAGCAAGAACAAGAAAAAAUUAAAGAAAGAAAGAAUGAAAUCAAUAUUCCUACUCUUGCCUCUCACCUUCUUCCUAGCCCUCCACCCUAACCUCGCCGUCGCAGUCGAAUUCGAUGCCAGCGACACCGUCACGGCCACUGCCAACGGAGCCUACGCCCCCGCCGAUGCCACCAGCCUAAUCGUGAAAGCCUGCGAGCACUCCGUCGAUAAGGAACUCUGCCACCGGACUCUGGAGACCCACCCCAACGGCAACCACGCAGACCUUACCAGCCUCGCCACCAUCGCGCUCAAGCACGCCGUAGAAAAUGCCUCCAAUGCGCUUAUUCGAAUCAACAAGUUGCUGAACGAGACUGGUUUGGACCCCGUGGUGGAUCAGUGCCUCCAGGACUGCCUGGAGCAUUACUUGGACGCCGUCGACCAGCUCGACGGCUCCAUCGCCGCCCUCGCUUCCAAGGCCCACCACGACGUUAAGACGUGGGUUAAGGCCGCCAUCGCCGACGCCGACUCCUGCGACGCGGCCUUCCACGAACAGGGUUCCGAGACGCUAGUCCUCGCUCAUACCAACAGAGUCUUCCGCAAGUUGUGCAACAAUGUCCUGGCCAUCACCAAUCAGCUGGGUUGAAAUUGACCUGAAGCCCUGCAACUUCUAAUUUUAAUCAGACUCUCAAUUGCUUGAUUUUAUUUUGCUUCUUUUGGGUUUUGGAUUCUUCUAGCUCUGAGUCAUUCCCCACUUUGUCUCAAUCCUGUAAUGGGCUUUGUUUUAUAUAUAUAUAUAUUCUCAUGUAGCGAGACGAUGAUUGUCAUCCAAACUCAUAAAAUGUAAUAGAAUUUGAUUAAUAUUGCAACAAGGUAACUCAGCAUUUUGAUUCUUUCUCCCCCUCCCUUUUUGAAAUGACCUCAAAAUGAAAAUGGGAUCGCAUACACCAUCUGAAUCAUUGAUGGACCCAAGGAGAUGAGAAAACAAUGAGAAAUCUCCAAUACC